GGUGCAUCACCAGGGAAGACGCGCUGGUGUCUCUUCUCUAUAAUCCCGCAGCAAGGUGCAGACUACCUGCGCACAAAUAUUUAUUGUUAUCUGUAAUCCAGGAUAAAUAUAAAAGAUAUAUAAAAGAUUCAUAUUUAAUAUUUGUAUUCAGAGGCAUUUGAGUGAAAUUACGCACGGUUUCCAAUGAUGGAGCUAGUUAAAUGUGUUGUUAUAGCUGUGUUGCUUCUGACAAAUGUUUUCUGUCAAGAACUGGAUGUUGACAACUGGAGAGAAGGCAUCGGAGAGAACAAAUGGCCAAACUCUGAAGAAAUUCAAGAUUUAUUAGUGAGAAUGACCAGAAAACCAGGACCACGCCGAUAUCUUGGGCUCAUGAGGAAGAAAGAGUCUGCAAAAACGCAGCCAACUCGUAAACGGCAUAAAUUUCAAACCUUUGUGGGUCUGAUGGGUAAAAGGAGCUUUGAGGAUGAUGGAGCCCUGUGAGCAACCCCCGAAGAUCGAGGACCUGCGUUUGAUUUUCUUACUUUGCUUCAUUUCAGGGUGACAACAAAAUGUUUUCCUUUGUUUGGUCAGUCUGUCAUGGUUUCAUAAAAAUAAAAAUAUUCUAAUUCAAAUUCAA
Messenger RNA from Micropterus salmoides (largemouth bass), 616 nucleotides. Its product is annotated as protachykinin. Bases 184 to 480 code for a protein of 98 amino acids. The transcript is spliced from 5 exons. NCBI's taxonomy places the organism in Eukaryota, Metazoa, Chordata, Actinopteri, Centrarchiformes, Centrarchidae. The record is from RefSeq and is a predicted model, not a curated record.